Messenger RNA from Adineta steineri, 927 nucleotides. The record is from the annotation of a GenBank genome assembly. Lineage: Eukaryota; Metazoa; Rotifera; Eurotatoria; Adinetida; Adinetidae.
AUGGGUGCACAAAAAUCGAAAGAAAAUGUUACAACAACAUCAAAAUCAAGAGCAUCGUCAAAUAUUCGCCAGCCACGACAACGUAUGGCACAAAACUACCUUCUCAUCUGGGUAGAUGCCAGCAUCGACCAAGCAGACGGGGAUUGCCAGAAUACGCUGGCUCAAUUGAAGAACGUAGUCAAUGAUGUCAACCUAUGCACGGAACCGAAUCAAUGCAUCGACGCACUCAACACGGUUGACAAGGAACAAGCCUUUGUCAUAACAUCAGAUUCAUUAGGUCAACACUUGGUUUCUGAAAUUCAUGGCAUACCACAGCUAGAUGCCAUUUAUAUCUUUUGUGACGACAAAUCCACACAUGAGGAGUGGACUCAAAACUGGACAAAAAUCAAGGGUGUUCAUACAAACAUCAAAGAAAUUUGUCAAGCAUUACACUUCGCGGUUAAACAAUGCGACCAGGACACAAUUGCCGUAAGUUUUCUUACGGUAAACGAAAUGGCUUCAACUGAGAAUUUAAAUCAGUUGGAGCCAACUUUUAUGUGUAUACAAACACUCAAGGAGAUUCUCCUUGAUAUCGAAUAUGAUGAUACGGCAAUCAAGGACUUAGCAGUUUGUUGCCGCGAAGUCUUUACUGACAAUCCAGGUGAAUUACAAGUGAUUGAUGAAUUCGAACGUGACUAUGAUCCAGAAAACGCAAUAUGGUGGUAUACACGUGAGUGUUUUACCUACAAAAUGCUUAAUAAAGCACUUCGACUUAUGGAUGCCGAUAUAAUCAUUAAUAUGGGCUUCUUCUUACGUGAUGUACAUCAACAAAUUAAACAACUGUACGAACAACAAGUCAAUAGUAAUGGAAGCGAACCUUUUAUAGUUUAUCGAGGACAAGGUCUUCUGAAAUCAGAUUUUGAAAAGCUUCAGAAAGCAAAAGGUUGA